AUGCAUAAACGGUCUACUGCGUCGACCAAAAACAGUCAGUUGUGGAGCAAUAAUUACGAACAUUUAGCAUUACACCCAUCGCCUCUCCCAGGUCAACUGGAAGAGAUGAUGACCAAUAAAAUCAAGAACGAUCCAUCACUACAGCAACAAAUAUCAGAUAUUGUGAAAUCAAACGAUAAUAAUAUUUCCGUUGCAGCUGAAUCGAUCGUCUCGCUAUUUACACCGGUGUUUCAAACAUUUAGUGACCGUCUUACCAGUCUUGAAGACAAAAUUGAUGACCUUGAAGGAUAUAAUCGAACGUGGUGUUUACGUUUUCACGGUUUUUAUGAAGAAAAAAAUGAAAAUAUCGUUGAAAAAAUUGCUUCAUUUACAAAUAAACAACUUGAAUUAUCCCCAACAGCUACUGAGAACUGUCACCGCAUCGGCCCAUUCAAGCAUGGUCAACAUCGUCCGAUCAUUGUACGUUAUGUUAGUCGGCCUACUCGUCAAGAAAGUCUUCGCUCAAUAUAUCGACUAAAACGAAAAAACUCCAAAAUUUUUGUUGUUGAAGAUUUAACAAAAAAACAUUAG
Messenger RNA from Didymodactylos carnosus, 570 nucleotides. Lineage: Eukaryota; Metazoa; Rotifera; Eurotatoria; Philodinida; Philodinidae. The record is from the annotation of a GenBank genome assembly.